AUGAUAAUGAUAUUGAUGAUGUCUAGUUUACAACAAUAUUUGGAAGACUAUGGAGAAAAAGACUAUUGGGAUGAAAGAUAUGUAAAGGAUAUUGUAAAGAGACCACAUUUUGAUUGGUACCAUGGAUACAAGACACUUAAACCAUUCCUCCAAAAAUUCUUUAAACGACAAGACAAGAUUAUGAUGUUGGGUUGUGGUAAUAGUGCACUUGGUGAAGACAUGAAUCUUGACCAUUACUUAGAUAUAGUUAAUAUAGAUUUUUCAAGUGUAAUAAUACAAGAUAUGAUUGAAAGAACUAAAGGAAGAGUUGGUCUUGAAUAUUUAACAAUGGAUGGAAGAAAUAUGGAAUUUCCAAAUGAAUAUUUUGAUUCAAUAUUUGAUAAAGGUACAAUUGAUGCUGUUAUGUGUAGUGAUAGUGAUAAUCAAAAUGCUGUUAAAAUGGUGGCAGAGGUGGCAAGAGUACUUAAACCAGGUGGUUAUUUUGUUGUGAUGACAUAUGGUGCACCAGAGGGUAGAAUGCCACUCUUUCAAGUUGCCGAUUACAAUUGGUCCAUUGAAAUGCGUAUGUUGGGUACUCAUGAAAACGCUCAAAUGAAUGAAUGUCAUUAUGCAUACAUUUUAAAGAAAAAUAAUAUUAUUAUCGAAAAUGGAGAUGCUGCAUCAUCAACCGACGACAAUGAUACCGAUACCAAUCAAGAAGAAGAAUUUAAAGUUUAUUUAAAUAGUUCAAUUGGAAAAGUACCUCUUGAAAUUAUACCAAUUGUUAAAUAA
Molecule: messenger RNA, 771 nt
Organism: Cavenderia fasciculata
Lineage: Eukaryota; Evosea; Eumycetozoa; Acytosteliales; Cavenderiaceae
Exons: 3
Coding region: 1-771 (256 amino acids)
Molecular function (GO): S-adenosylmethionine-dependent methyltransferase activity
Source: RefSeq, a predicted model, not a curated record